UCACCCAAUCCCUGCUUCCUCAACUCUUAGGACAGUGCUUAAUAUGCGUAAAAAGGAACAGGCAGGCUAUAUAAAUAGUGUGAGCGACAUCCCAGAGCUGCAGAAAGCUUUUGUAAGAUCUAACCUUUCCAAUUAUACACCAGCUCCCUAGUGCGUUAAAAAAGAAGAGAAAAGACAACCAAUAUCAUCUUACUUUUUCUCAUUCAUUUUCUCAUUUUAAUUGAUUUCAAAAGCUUAAAAAAGAAGAAAGUGUGAUACAUUUAAAAAGACUGUUUCUUCUUCUUGUCCUUUGCUGUUGUUAACUGUUUGUUUGCCAUGGCAGAGCCAAGCAGGAUUUUCCCUCGCCCCCUGUUUCGACGGGACUGGAACUGGGACCCUUUUCUGGACUGGGCACAGCCGACCUGCAUUUUUGACCAAGAUUUCAGGAUGCCCCUUUCCCUGGAGGAGAAUGACUUAAACUGGGUGGACUGGGCGACGAGGCGUCUCUCUUCCUCCUGGCCAGGGUACCUCCAAUCCCCCAAUUGGGCCCCCUCUCUGGGGAAGCAGCAGACAGUCUGCAGGCAGGGCCUCCAGCGACAGCUGAGCGGAGGAGUGUCCGAGGUGAGAGCUGGACCAGACAGCUGGAAGAUCAGCCUGGAUGUGAACCAUUUCACCCCUGAGGAAAUCACUAUCAAAGCCAAGGGGGGCUAUGUGGAGAUAUCAGGAAAACAUGAAGAAAGGCAGGAUGAACAUGGUUUCGUUUCAAGAUGCUUCACAAGGAAAUAUAAGCUUCCUAUUGGGGUGUCUCCCCAGGCCAUUGCCUCCUCACUCUCCCCCGGAGGGGUUCUCUCAGUGGAUUUCCCUCUCCCCAAGCCUGCUGCUGGGGUCCCGGUGGAGAUUAUCAUCCCUGUACAGGUGGAGAACAAGGCAGAGGCUCUGAAAGAAGAAGAGGAGGACCCUGAGAAAAAACAAGCUUCUCCAGCAGACAGCGAAGAGAAGGGCCCUCCACAACAAGAAGUACCAGCGAGUGAGCCAGUGCCCAGCGACCAGCAAGACCAGCCAGCCCCCAGUGACCAGCAAGCUCCCCAGGCAGCAGAGCAAGAGGUCCAAGAGAAACAGGACGCAGAACAGCCUGAGGAGGUCAAGAGCCAGGCGGGGCAGUUCUGAUUAGAUUUCACACAGCCCAGCUAAGAUCAGUGUAUGAUGCUCUGGGGUGUCUUUACACCGCGCUUGGUAACAUUUACACAGCUUUGCUCCGAAUGUUGAAAAAUAUGCAACAUACUGCAGUGGAGCCAAAGCUAUAGUACUGAUAAAUUGUCUGCAAGUGGCAUUUGGAGUUCAUUUUUUGUGUGCUUAGAUAAUCUAAAUCUCUGCAAUAUUACCAUUAAUAUUAUAAACCUGUAGCUAUGCGACUACAUUUAUUAUUUACAAAUUGUUUUGAGAGUUUUUCUUGCUCUGAUGCUUCACUGUGUUGUAUUUGAAGGCUUGCUCUGAUGCUUCACUAUGUUGUAUUUGAAGACUUGCUCUGAUGCUUCACUGUGUUGUAUUUGAAGACUUGCUCUGAUGCUUCACUGUGUUGUAUUUGAAGGCUUUUUGAAGACAAACACAGUUUGGAUGCCAGUAGUUCUUAUGAAAGCAAUUUUUAAACAGUAUUUGAUUAUGCUUGUCUGCUGUAUGUAUCAAAACAAGCCAUUUCGAUCAA
Messenger RNA from Acipenser ruthenus (sterlet), 1681 nucleotides. RefSeq names its product heat shock protein beta-1-like. NCBI's taxonomy places the organism in Eukaryota, Metazoa, Chordata, Actinopteri, Acipenseriformes, Acipenseridae. Gene Ontology annotation, biological process: response to heat; protein refolding. The record is from RefSeq and is a predicted model, not a curated record. The transcript has 4 exons. Bases 316 to 1146 code for a protein of 276 amino acids. Gene Ontology annotation, molecular function: protein folding chaperone.